UUAGGCCCAUUUCUGUUAUCUUGAACUUCCAUAACCCCAGAAAAAAGUUGUUCGGUUGUUCCCUCUAUUUACGUACUUUCUUGAACCGAUGGAGUCUAAAUUUUACAUUUACAUGGUUGACCAAAAAACCUGCAGAAAACAGAAAAUACAGAGGUUCUAAAUCUUUUUUGUGCUAUUGCAAGUUGAUUUCUGGAUUUCUACCAAUUUUGAUCGUGACCCUUUAUUUCUCAAGUGUUGUUUGUGGACAUAAUAGUACAUUUCAAACUAUAUUAGAAUUGGUCUGCAUAUAAGCACACAACUAAUUCUGGGCCCGGAGCUUAUUCGUUGCUCAUUCUGAAUCUUGAAGUUGCCAAGUUGGAAGCCAUUGGUUUGUGGAAACCAUGGCUUCACUUGUGAGUAAUUUGUGGGCACCUUCUUCAUUUGCUUUAACAGAGUUCAAGCCUCAAUCCAGAGCUCAAAUUAGAUGUUCAGCAGCUCAGGAGUCCUCUAUCUUGUCGACUGAUACUGUUAGACUUAAUGGAGUUUCUUCAGCUAAGGAGCAGGAGAGAACUAUUCCGAUGAUGGAUAGGGGGAAUGGUCAUUUACCUGCUGGUGGAGGUACUAGAGAGAAGAAGAAGAAGGGAGAGGAAGAAGUUAUGCAAGAAAAGCUGGAACCGUUGUGGGAUGAUGGGUAUGGAACUCGAAGUGUGAAGGAUUACAUGGACUCAGCAAAAGAUGUUAUUAAGCCUGAUGGUGGACCUCUAAGGUGGUUUUCACCCAUAGAAUGUGGUCCUCCAUUGAAGAAUUCACCUGUUCUUCUCUUUUUACCCGGGAUGGAUGGCGUUGGAUUGGGGCUCAUGUUGCAUCACAAAGCUCUAGGAAGGGUUUUUGAGGUAUGGUGCCUUCACAUUCCUGUGAAAGAUCGAACGCCAUUUGAAGAGAUGGUAAACUUUGUUGAGGAAACUGUGAGGAAUCAGCAUGCUUCGUCUCCAAAUAAGCCAAUAUAUCUUGUGGGAGAUUCAUUUGGAGGAUGCUUAGCACUUGCAGUUGCUGCACGUAAUCCGGUGAUUGAUCUUGUACUAGUAUUAGCUAAUCCAGCAACGUCAUUUAACAGGUCACAGCUGCAACCUUUGCUACCUUUCUUGGAGGCUAUACCUAUUGAACAUCAUUUUACAGUCCCUUACCUUUUAAGCUUUGUCAUGGGUGAACCAGUGAAGAUGGCAAUGGUUACUGUUGAUGCUACUCUUCCUCCACGAAUAGCUGUCGAACAUUUGGCUGGCAAUCUUACAGCUUUGUUACCACAUCUUUCAGUAUUGGCUGAUAUUAUACCAAAGGACACUCUCCUCUGGAAGCUCAAGCUUCUUAGAUCGGCUGCCAGUUAUGCUAAUUCCCGUCUUCAUGCUGUUACAGCUGAAGUACUAGUGCUUGCAAGUGGCAAGGAUAAUAUGCUUCCUAGUGGUGAUGAAGCACAACGGCUUGAAAGGUCAUUAAGAAACUGCAAAGUAAAAUACUUCAAGGACAAUGGCCAUGCCAUUUUACUGGAAGAUGGGGUCAAUUUGUUGACUAUGAUCAAAGGUACUUUCAAAUAUCGUCAGUCAAGAAAGCAUGAUGUUGUCAUGGACUUUUUACCUCCUAGUGAUUCAGAGUUCAAGCAAGCACUUGAGAGUAAUAAAAUUUACCGGUAUCUUAUUGGCUCAGUAAUGUUUUCCACAUUGGAGGAUGGCAAGAUAGUGAGAGGCUUGUCAGGGGUUCCAAGUGAAGGUCCAGUCAUACUAGUUGGUUAUCACAUGCUGUUAGGUUUGGAACUUGUUUCUCUUGUUGAAGAAUUCCUGAGGCAAAGGAAAAUUCUGGUCCGUGGUAUAGCACAUCCAACGCUAUUCUCACAGUUGGUGGAGACUGACUCGAAAGAGUUUACAUUCUAUGAUACGUUAAAAAUUUAUGGUGCAACACCCGUCAGUGCAACCAACCUUUUCAAAUUGUUCAAAACAAAAUCACAUGUUCUU
Messenger RNA from Coffea eugenioides, 1982 nucleotides. RefSeq names its product acyltransferase-like protein At1g54570, chloroplastic. NCBI's taxonomy places the organism in Eukaryota, Viridiplantae, Streptophyta, Magnoliopsida, Gentianales, Rubiaceae. Gene Ontology annotation, cellular component: membrane. The transcript is spliced from 10 exons. The annotation marks the transcript as partial. The record is from RefSeq and is a predicted model, not a curated record.